This is a messenger RNA of Humulus lupulus (European hop), 2299 nucleotides long. Its product is annotated as calcium-dependent protein kinase 10-like. Gene Ontology annotation, biological process: protein autophosphorylation; peptidyl-serine phosphorylation; intracellular signal transduction. The coding region runs from base 201 to 1856 and encodes 551 amino acids. Gene Ontology annotation, cellular component: nucleus; cytoplasm. The record is from RefSeq and is a predicted model, not a curated record. Lineage: Eukaryota; Viridiplantae; Streptophyta; Magnoliopsida; Rosales; Cannabaceae. The transcript is spliced from 8 exons. Gene Ontology annotation, molecular function: calmodulin binding; calcium ion binding; calcium/calmodulin-dependent protein kinase activity.
UAUUUGGGUUUUUGAAAAAGCCACACUUUUUUUUUCUUCUUCUUCUUCCUCAACUGAUCUUCUUCUCUUUCCCCGCGUUUUCUCUCUUCCACGCCGGAAAAACUCGCCGGCGACGCUGAUCAGCGGCCAUAAUCCACCGUCGUUGUCGUACUGAGUAGCACCGUUUUCGAGUUUGAGUUCAGGCUAGGCUUAGGGCUAGUAUGGGGAACUGUAACGCUUGUGUGAGAGCUGAUAUUAUAGUAGAAGAACAGAGCAACCACGGCUCGAACCGGAACAAGAAGAAGAAGAAGCACAGGGAAACUAGACCCAACCCGUUUUCAGAUGACGCGAUUCUGUCACCGGCUCCGAUCCGGGUCUUGAAGGACGUGGCUCCCCUGAGUCACCGGACUCGGAUCGGGGAUAAGUACGUACUGGGUCGGGAGCUCGGCCGAGGCGAGUUCGGUAUCACGUACCUCUGUACGGACCGAGAGACGAAGGAGGCCCUGGCUUGCAAGUCCAUUUCCAAGAGAAAGCUCAGAACAGCGGUUGAUAUAGAGGAUGUGAGGAGAGAGGUGUCGAUAAUGUCGACGUUGCCGGAGCACCCGAACAUCGUGAAGUUGAAGGCGACUUAUGAGGACCAUGAGAACGUUCACCUGGUCAUGGAGCUUUGUGAGGGAGGCGAGCUUUUUGAUCGGAUUGUGGCUAGAGGGCACUACAGUGAGCGAGCGGCGGCCACGGUGGCCAAGACCAUAGCCGAGGUGGUGAGGAUGUGCCAUGCCAAUGGGGUUAUGCAUAGAGAUUUAAAGCCUGAGAACUUCUUGUUCGCUAACAAGAAAGAACAUUCACCUCUCAAGGCCAUUGAUUUUGGUCUUUCAGUGUUCUUCAAGCCUGGGGAGAGGUUUUCGGAGAUUGUGGGGAGUCCGUACUACAUGGCUCCGGAGGUGUUGAAACGGAAUUAUGGACCAGAAGUUGAUAUUUGGAGCGCCGGAGUGGUUCUUUACAUCUUGUUAUGUGGAGUUCCUCCAUUUUGGGCAGAGACUGAACAGGGGGUAGCUCUUGCAAUAUUAAGAGGGGUAAUUGACUUCAAAAGGGAGCCAUGGCCUCAGAUUUCAGAGAGUGCUAAAAGCCUCGUUAGGCAGAUGCUAGAGCCUGAUCCAAGAAAGCGUUUGACUGCUCAACAGGUGCUUGAACAUUCCUGGAUUCAAAAUGCAAAGAGAACUUCAAAUGUUCCUUUAGGAGAUAUUGUGAGGACAAGGCUUAAACAGUUCUCUGUCAUGAAUAGAUUCAAGAAGAAAGCCUUAAGGGUCAUUGCGGAGCACUUAUCUGUUGAAGAGGUAGAAGUAAUUAAAGAUAUGUUUGCGUUGAUGGACUCUGACAAAGAUGGAAAAGUAACAUUUGAGGAGCUAAAAACAGGACUGCGGAAGGUUGGUUCACAACUGGGUGAGCCAGAGAUUAAGAUGCUCAUGGAAGUGGCUGAUGUUGAUGGAAAUGGAGUAUUGGACUAUGGAGAGUUCGUAGCAGUGACAAUUCACCUGCAGAAGAUGGAGAACGAUGAGCACUUCAAAAGGGCAUUCAUGUUUUUUGACAAAGAUGGUAGUGGAUAUAUAGAAUUAAACGAGUUAAGGGAAGCAUUAGCAGAUGAAUUAGGGGAGACUGAUAGCAUGGUGUUGACUGAAAUAAUGCGUGAAGUUGACACAGACAAGGAUGGACGUAUCAGUUAUGAGGAAUUUGUUGCUAUGAUGAAAACCGGAACUGAUUGGAGAAAAGCGUCUCGCCAGUAUUCAAGAGAAAGAUUUAAGAGCUUGAGUCUAAAUCUAAUGAAAGAUGGUUCUCUGCAGCUUCAUGAUGGGAUCAGUGGUGUAGCUGUUGCAGUAUGAGGCAUGAUAUUUUCAUAAUUUCGAUUUUUUACUUUUAUUUUUUUGCAGCUAAAGAGUGUUCCUUUCAUUUUUCAUUGGUGCACCUGACAAGUAUAGUAUCAUUUGCAUCGUGAUGUAAGAAAAUUUCAAGCUUUGGGUUCAAAUUCAAUAACACAUCACCUAAGCUUUGCCGAAUGCUUGUGGACUACAUUGGCCAGUCUUCUGUCAACAUGGGGCUGCAAUGAAGCUUGCAUCAGAGGCCUGCAAAACGGCUACAAUUGUUAGCAUGUUUGUGCAACAAUUUGUGUUCUGUCACAUUUACUUGUAUAUUUCUCUGUAUCUUUUUGGGGUUUUUUGUUUGAAUUUGUUUUAGUAGUAUUUACGGCUUAUGUUUUCAAGUCUUAUUUAUAUUAUAAUUUUGUAGCUAUUUUUAGAGGGAAUACUAAUUUGUUUUAUCUUGUGUA